Oppia nitens is the source of this 2384-nucleotide messenger RNA. RefSeq names its product membralin-like. The record is from RefSeq and is a predicted model, not a curated record. Bases 356 to 2347 code for a protein of 663 amino acids. The transcript is spliced from 3 exons. Gene Ontology annotation, biological process: response to endoplasmic reticulum stress; positive regulation of ERAD pathway. Gene Ontology annotation, cellular component: endoplasmic reticulum. Lineage: Eukaryota; Metazoa; Arthropoda; Arachnida; Sarcoptiformes; Oppiidae.
UUGAAAUACAGUACAUAUUAUAGCAUUGACUGCAAUACUGUGUAAUACAGUGUGUAUUCAUUCAUAUGUUUAAACGUAUGGUUUGUUUUGUUAACAUUUUUUUGGAUGACUUUUAAAUGGCGUUUAAUUUAACGAUCAGUUGAUUAACUGUUUUAUUGUAAUUGAUUUGAUUGGACACGAGUUGACAUCAUUAGUGGUCACACAAGACAUACCACACCAUUGAUUGCCAAUUGAUUGACCAGUCAUUUGUUGGAUGACAUUAACUGGCGAUUAGUGAACCAAUUGGUGAUAAUUUUGGAUGACUUCGGGCGGUAACAGUGUAUGUGUAACCAAAUUAGUUGAUCCGUGACCUGAUAUGCCACUGCCGCGACUCGUUGGUCAACACCUAAUGGCCAACGCUUUUCCCCGAAUUAUCCGCAUAGUUGUGGGCAAUGGACACGACGCGGUCAAUGUGGUCAACGGUCGACAGCCCAACAUUGCCAUCAAUAUCAACAAUAUUAACAUAAAUAACAAUAACAACAACAACGAAGAGGCCACAGAUGUAUCUCUGUUGCGGAUCAGGAGUCGACUGUUUCGUGUGUUGUUCUUCAAGAUAGCCGUCAUCUAUGCUCUUGCAGUGCCACACACUGUCCGCAGACUGAUAGAGUGGUCCGUACUAUUGACGGCAUUGCUAUCACUCUUUGUUUUAUGUCAUCUACACGUGUCGUUUAUCCGGACACCGAUAAACUGUUUGGAUCACAUCAAUAACGAGUGGCCGCGCGAUGGCAUACUUCGGGUUCAAAUACUGAACGAUCCGCACGACGACAUUGUAGUCGAUGAUGAAUCGUUGAACACUAUAAACAAUAAUAAUAAUAUUGUUGACAACAACGGCCCCAAAAACUCGACAAUUGAUCUCGAGUUGAGCAUCAGUGACGAUAAGUUCAAAUUGAAUGGUGAUGUCGACAAUGUUAUCGAUACUAAAAGAUAUAAAAUGAAGUCAUUUAUCGAUGUAAACACUGCAGAGUCCGACUCGGAUGUAGACACGACUUCCGUUGACUCAAACGAUGUCUACUAUUACUCUAAUAUUAGUUCACUCGGUGUUAAAGAUUUGAUUGAUUACAGCAAUCAUAUCAACAAUUAUAACGAAAACAAUGGCUAUCCUCAACCACUCAAGGAAAAGGUAUCGCACUUACAGAUGAUUGCACGGGCAGUUUGGCCACACGAGAGCUACAUAAUAGAGUAUUCAUUGGAGUACGGCUUCUUACGGUUAUCAGCACGUGCUCGACAAAGGCUCAAAAUACCCAUUAAAGUGGUCACACUUGAUCCGCGCGACAACCGAUGCUUUGGUGAUGUACUUUCACGUACACUACUAUCAAACUUUUUGGGAUAUGACGAUAUACUGAUGGGUAGUCUCAAGAAUUUGGCUGAAAAGGAGAACAACAAAGGAUAUGUGCGAAAUGUCAUAACCGGUGAACACUACCGGUUUGUCAACAUAUGGAUGACCAGAGCAUCAUAUAUUGCGGCCGCAUUUAUUAUGCUCGUCUUCACACUGUCCAUAUCGAUGCUAUUGCGGUACAGUCAUCACCAGGUGUUUGUAUUUGUAGCUCAGCUCAUGCAUACUCUCGAGUCAAAUAUGCAUCUUUCAUACCAAACCUUUCCGGCCGCUCCUCUCCUGACGGUUAUUCUGGCGCUCGUCGGUAUGGAAGCAAUUAUGUCUGAGUUUUUUAAUGACACGACAACCGCUUUCUAUGUUAUACUAAUUGUUUGGUUGGCCGACCAGUUUGACGCCAUGUGCUCACAUACGGCACUCACACGACGACAUUGGCUGAAAUUCUUCUAUUUAUAUCACUUUGCUUUUUACGCUUAUGAUUACCGAUUCAAUGGCCAAUACUCAGGACUAGCACUUCUAACUUCUUGGCUCUUUAUUCAACACUCAAUGAUUUACUUUUUCCACACCUAUGAGUUGCCUCAUAUACUAAGUGAAGUCCAACCCAUUACUAUAGAGGCUACAGUCAGACAACACACACCACAACCUCCACCCGAACCACCGGCUCCUGCAGAUGAAAACCAAUCUGAAAGUAGUGAUACUAAUGACAGACAAAUGUCAGCAAAUUCUGAUUCAAAUUCAAGCAAUUCUUCUGACAAUAUGACGACUGAGUCGACACGAAAUACAAAUUCAAAUAAUGAUUUGCCUAACAAUUCUGCAGUCGACAGUCCUAAUGGUGUUACAGUCGAUAAUCACAACACCAGUGCUUUAAAUGGAAACAAAUGUUCUCAAUUUGAAUUAAAAUCUAAUUUAUUGCAUAAUUAUAACAAUUAUAAUAAUGAUAAUUGUUUUAUAAGCAGCGAUCGGUUGAUAUACACUUAAUAGUCUUUUUAAAUUAUUUAUGACUUGAAUUAUAAGU